Paecilomyces variotii is the source of this 1629-nucleotide messenger RNA. RefSeq lists its product as hypothetical. The record is from RefSeq and is a predicted model, not a curated record. The coding region runs from base 176 to 1471 and encodes 431 amino acids. The transcript is spliced from 2 exons. NCBI's taxonomy places the organism in Eukaryota, Fungi, Ascomycota, Eurotiomycetes, Eurotiales, Thermoascaceae.
GUAGGCUGAGCCAGUUGCUAGAGAGUUCAAGCUCAGCGAGCUUCGCUCCAAGAGUUUAUACCAAACCCCCUACUAACUGGACGCAUUCUUGCGAUUAUAAACCGAGGCCCCUGCAUUUCCCCCAUAGUGCCUAGUCGUAUUCUACAUCUCAAGGAAAUCAGCCUAUUCUCUCGCAAUGUCAUCAUCUGCUUUCCGAGGACGUGCUAGAACCUAUGGAAAUCGGUUUCAGAGGAAUAGUACAUCAUGGAUACAAAAGCGAAACAUACAGCAGACCCCUCCUCCUCCACUGGGCGAGAUCAUUGCAACUAUCUAUCAAAGUGACCUUCAAGCGGAAAAGGGUGAUACCACUGCUAAGAUCACUAACAGCCAAUACUUGACAUCUUACAACUGGCUCACUGGAAGAGAACCUCGCAUUAUCAUCCCAGGCGAGCCACCGGCAUGGACUCCCCUCUCAACCCCAACGAAGCUCAAGGAAGACUCAGGAGUAUACUAUCGAGAUCAGAAUGCCGCUCGCUACGCAAGCUAUCCCAUGGAACCAAUGGUUCAAGCGAUUCUCGCAAGCAAGCCUGACUUCUCUCUUCAGAGUGUGGAUAUUGUUGCAUGUGGAAAUACACUGGGAAAUUUGUUGCGUUUUAUACGUGGUGAAGAUAAACCAUUUCGAAUACUCGUUGAAGUUGUUGGGACAACUGUCUUCUUCAUGAGGAGAGAGAAUACCCCUGAUGAGGUGAUACCAGAUGUAUAUGGAUACGGUCACACUUUUCCGGAAGCGUAUACUACCUGGUGCACAAGAGUGAAAGGAUCCGAGUCCCACCAAAGAGUGAUGAAGUAUGAUUUUGCUGGUAUGAGUUGCUUAGUCCGCUUUGAGGCAGACGGUUAUCUCCCUCCAGCAACAGAGAACAAUAGCAGUCGCAGCUCCGGAGAAGACCCAACAGAGGCAGAAGAUAACCUUCUAUCAUCCAUCGAAAGAGCUACAAUUUCGAAUGUGCCCUCCAGCGGUGGUUCAAAAACAGAUCCAAAAAGCCUCAGCAUAUCAGCAGGAGGUGAACGCAUCUCACAAUCGGCCAUUUUUGACCUGAAGACCCGCUCCAUUAGAAAGAAGGACGAGGACACUCUCGACAAAGAAUUACCCCGACUGUGGAUUUCCCAGAUUCCUAAUUUCAUUCUUGCCCAUCACAAAGCCGGAGUGUUUAACGACAUACAGGUUCUCGAUGUCUGGGAGCGGGUCACGCAAUGGGAGCAAGACCAGCAAGCUACUCUGGCUAAAUUUGCCGAGCUGCUGAACAAAAUAGUGUCUUUUGCGCGCAGCUCGGAGUCUGGGCGAUUUGAAAUUAUCCACGAAGACAGUGCGGCUGUCUUGGAACUGAGAGCACAGUGUGCAGACGCUGGCAGGGUUCUGCCUGUAUCUGUGGCCAAGGAAUGGAGUGAUGAAGUCUUAGAGUCCGACAGAGAUUCGUCCGAUGGUAGCUUUUGAGAUGAUUAUCAUAUACUUUUUGUUAGCUGGGAUUAGGUUCAGGAAGAUAUUUUGACCUUACAUUAGCUCUGCCGAAUUGGGGCAUCAAGUACUCUCGUGACGUUUCGUGCAAAUAACAAAUAUCAAGGGGUUUCCAUAAAUUUUCGACCUGUUAUUUA